This is a messenger RNA of Pseudoliparis swirei, 6736 nucleotides long. It is a transcript of the gene myo10, whose product is annotated as myosin X. The annotation marks the transcript as partial. NCBI's taxonomy places the organism in Eukaryota, Metazoa, Chordata, Actinopteri, Perciformes, Liparidae. Gene Ontology annotation, cellular component: cytoskeleton; myosin complex. The record is from RefSeq and is a predicted model, not a curated record. Gene Ontology annotation, molecular function: cytoskeletal motor activity; protein binding; ATP binding. The transcript is spliced from 38 exons.
GGUCUCUCUCCUGGUCCCCAGACCUACAUCGGGUCCAUCCUGGCGGCGGUGAACCCGUACCGGCCUCUCUCCGGCCUGUACGACCGUCCGGCCGUGGAGCUGUACGGCCGGCGCCACCUCGGGGAGACGUCCCCGCACAUCUUCGCCGUGGCCAACGAGGUCUACGGCUCGCUGUGGAGGCGGCAGCAGGACCAGUGCGUCCUGAUCAGUGGAGAGAGCGGCGCCGGUAAAACCGAGAGCACCAAGCUGAUCCUGAAGUUCCUGUCGGCCAAGAGCCAGCAGUCCCUGGAGGCGGCGGCCGGGACGUCCUGCGUGGAGGAGGCGCUGCUGGAGAGCAGCCCCAUCAUGGAGGCUUUUGGGAACGCCAAGACCGUCCACAACAACAACUCCAGCCGCUUCGGGAAGUUCGUCCAGCUGCACUUUUGCCAGAAGGGGAACAUCCAGGGCGGCCGCAUCGUGGACUACCUCUUAGAAAAGAACCGAGUGGUCCGACAGAACCCGGGAGAGAGAAACUACCACAUCUUUUACGCCCUGUUGGCCGGAACCAACAGCCAGCAGAGAGAGGCCUUCUCCCUGACCCCCCCUGACAGCUUCCACUACCUCAGACCUUCCGGUUGCGUCUCUGACAAAACGAUCAACGACGUCGGCACAUUUCAGGACGUCCAGAAUGCAAUGCGGACGAUGCAGUUCACGGAGGAGAACAUCGGGGAGAUCCUGCGCCUCCUCGCCGGAGUCCUCCACACCGGGAACAUCGAGUUCAUGACGGCCGGAGGAGCUCAGGUCUCCUCCAAGUCAGCCGCGCUGAGCCGGACCUCUGAUCUCUUGGGGCUGAUCCCAGACCAGCUGGCCGAGGUCCUGACCCACCGGUCCAUGAUCCUCCGCGGCGAGGAGAUCUCCACGCCGCUCACCGUGGAGCAGGCCGUGGACUCCAGAGACUCCAUGGCCAUGGCCCUGUACUCUCAGUGCUUCAACUGGAUCAUCAGGAAGCUCAACAACCGCAUCCGGGGCCAACAGGACUUCAAGUCCGUCAGCAUCCUGGACAUCUUCGGCUUCGAGAACUUCGAGGUGAACCGCUUCGAGCAGUUCAACAUCAACUACGCCAACGAGAAGCUGCAGGAGUACUUCAACAAGCACAUCUUCUCCCUGGAGCAGCUGGAGUACAACAAGGAGGGGCUGGUGUGGGCCGACAUCAACUGGAUGGACAACGGAGAAUGUCUGGACCUCAUCGAGAAGAAACUGGGUCUCCUGGCACUGAUGAAUGAGGAGAGUCACUUCCCUAAAGCCACAGACGGCACCUUGCUGGAGAAGCUGCACAGCCAGCACUCGAAAAACUCUUUCUACGUGAAACCUCGCGUUGCUGUGCACAGCUUUGGAGUGAAGCACUAUGCGGGAGAGGUGGUGUACGACGUGAGGGGGAUGUUGGAGAAGAACAGAGACACUUUCAGAGACGACAUCCUCAACCUGCUGCGGGAGAGCAGGCUGGACUUCGUCUACGACCUCUUCGAACACGUGCUGAGCCGGAACAAGCAGGACACCCUGAGGGGCUCCAAGCACCGCAGGCCCACCGUCAGCACCCAGUUCAAGGACUCUCUUCACUCUCUGAUGGCGACGCUCAGCACGUCUAAUCCAUUCUUCAUCCGGUGCAUCAAACCAAAUAAACACAAGAUGCCGGACCAGUUCGACCAGACGCUGGUCCUGAACCAGCUCAGGUAUUCCGGCAUGUUGGAGACGGUGAAGAUUCGCCGCGCCGGCUUCCCGGUCCGGAGACCUUUCCAGGACUUCUGCUCCCGGUACAAGGUGCUGAUGCCGGGCGUGCUGACGCCGGACGACCACAGGGGGCGCUGCGUCCAGCUGCUGCACCGCCACGACAGCGGCGGGGCAGAGUGGCAGCUGGGGAAGACCAAGGUGUUCCUCCGGGAGUCUCUGGAGCAUCUCCUGGAGAAGCAGAGGGAGGUGGAGGUGCUGAGGGCCGCCACGGUGAUCCAGGCCCACGUCCUGGGCUUCACGGCCCGGAAGCGGUACCGGAAGCUGCUGCAGUGCAUUGUGGUCCUCCAGAAGAACUACCGGGCGGUCCGCUGCAGGAGGCGGUUCCUGCUGCUCCGCUGGGCGGCGCUCGCCUUCCAGAGGCGCCUGAGAGGCCGGCUGGCCCGCCGGGCCUACAGCCGGCUGCUGGAGGAGAGGAAGACGAGGGAGGAGGAGGAGGAGGAGAGGGAGAGACUGAAGCUGGAGGCUGAGAUCAUCGCCAGAGAGGCUGAGGAGGCCAGACGGCUGGAGGAGCUCCACCUGGUGGAGGAGUUGGCCUCUCUGGCUCUGCCUCAACCUGCAGCAGGUCGUAACACGCCGGAGUCAGCGGAGGCGUCCAGUGAGGCGUCCAAUGAGGCGUCCAGUGAGGCGUCCAAUGAGGCGUCCAAUGAGGCGUCCAGUGAGGCGUCCAAUGAGGCGUCCAAUGAGGCGUCCAGUGAGGCGUCCAAUGAGGCGUCCAAUGAGGCGUCCAGUGAGGCGUCCAAUGAGGCGUCCAAUGAGGCGUCCAGUGAGGCGUCCAAUGAGGCGUCCAGUGAGGCGUCCAAUGAGGCGUCCAAUGAGGCGUCCAGUGAGGCGUCCAAUGAGGCGUCCAAUGAGGCGUCCAAUGAGGCGUCCAAUGAGGCGUCCAAUAAGCCGGGCGAGGCCAUCCGCCCCCACGAGGCGUCUCAGGUGGAGGAGAUCCUGCGGCUGGAGCGGGAGAUCCAGUCCCUGCAGCGGCUGAAGGAGCGCCAGGAGCUCAGCCUGACGGAGGCCUCGCUGCACCGCCUGCAGCGGCUGCGCGACCAGGAGCUGCGGCGCCUGGAGGACGAGGCGUGCGAAGCGGCGCAGCGGUUCCUCGACUCGCUGAACUUCGACGAGAUCGACGAGUGCGUGAGGAACAUCGAGAGCUCGCUGGGCGGCGGCGGCGAAGGGCAGGAGGAGAAGAAGGAGGGCGGCCGGAGGAGGGCCGGCGAGGAGGAGGAGGUCGACGAAGGGUUCGGGGCGGACGACGAGGCCUUCAAGGACUCGCCCAACCCGAGCGAGCACGGCCACUCGGACGGCCAGCGGACGAGCGGGAUCCGGACGAGCGACGACUCGUCCGAAGAAGACCCGUACGCCAACGACGGCGUGGCCCCGCCCCCACCGCCGCCGGUGCCCCUCGCCUGCCGCCCGCAGGCCUCGUCCGAGGCGCCCGACGACGACCCGGUGGAGCUCAUCCCGCCGGACGAGGAUUCUGACUACGACCACGACGACGAGGGCGCCGCCGUGUCCGGUGGCAGCGUGGCCGUCGCCAACGCCUGCAGCGGCACGUGGUCCCCGGACUACCGCGGCUCUGUUGGCACCUACAACAGCUCAGGGGCCUACCGCUUCAGCUCGGAGGGGGCCCAGUCAUCGUUUGAGGACAGCGAGGACGACUUCGACAGGCUGGACACCGACGACGAGCUGUCGUACCGACGGGACUCCGUCUACAGCUGCGUCACGCUGCCGUACUUCCACAGCUUCCUCUUCAUCAAAGGCGGCCUCCUGAACGCGUGGCAGCGCCGCUGGUGCGUCCUGAAGGACGAGACGUUCCUGUGGUUCCGGGCCAAGCAGGAGGCCCUGAAGCAGGGCUGGCUGCACAAGAAGGGCGGCGGCUCGGCCACGCUGUCGCGCCGCAACUGGAAGCGCCGCUGGUUCGUGCUGCGGCAGAGCAAGCUCAUGUACUUCGAGAACGACGGCGAGGAGCGCCUGAAGGGGGCGCUGGAUAUGCACCACGCCAAAGAGAUCGUGGAUAACACCGGGAAGGAGAACGGGAUCAACAUCGUGAUGCCGGAGAGGACGUACCAGCUGAUCGCCGAGACCGCCGAGGACGCCAGCCAGUGGUUCAGCGUGCUGAGUCAGGUCCACGGCGCCACGGAGCAGGAGAUCCGAGAGAUGCACGACGAGCAGGCCAACCCCCAGAACGCCGUGGGCACGCUGGACGUGGGGAUGAUCGACUCGGUUUGUGCAGCAGACAAUCCGGAGAGGCCGAACUCCUUCGUGAUGAUCACGGCGAACCGCGUGCUGCACUGCACCGCCGACACGCCGGAGGAGAUGCACCACUGGAUCACGCUGCUGCAGCGCUCCAAGGGAGACACGCGCGUCGACGGCCAGGAGUUCGUCAUCCGAGGCUGGCUGCACAAGGAGAUGAAGAGCAGCUCCAAGGCCUCGCUGAAGCUCACCAAGCGCUGGUUCCUGCUCACGCACAACUCGCUGGACUACUACAAGAGCUCGGAGCGCAGCGCCCCCAAGCUGGGGGCGCUGGUACUGAGCAGCCUCUGCUCGGUGGCGGCGCCGGACGAGCGCGUCUUCAAGGACACCGGCUACUGGAGUGUGAUUGUGUACGGCCGUAAGCACUCGUACCGUCUGUACUGUAAGCUGCUGAGCGAGGCGGCGCGCUGGGCCAACGCCGUCCAGACGGUGAUCGACGCCAAGGCGCCCAUCGACACGCCCACGCAGCAGCUGCUGCAGGACAUCAAGGAGAACUGCCUGAACCCGGAGGUGGUGGACCAGGUCUACAAGAGGAACCCCAUCCUCCGCCACAGCCUCCACCCGCUGCACUCGCCACUGCUGCCGCUGCCCUACGGAGACAUCCACCUCAGCGCCCUGAGACACCGGAGCUACACCACGCUGCAGGACGAAGCCCUCCAGGUGUUCAGCUCGCUGCAGCACCUGGAGGGCGUGGCCGACCCGGUGCCCGUCAUCCAGGGCGUCCUGCGCGCCGGCCAGGAGCUCAAGGCGCUGCGCGACGAGCUCUACUGCCAGCUGGUCAAGCAGACGGUGCGGCCGCCGCGGCCCGGCAGCCCCGGGGACCUCUGCGGCUGGAAGAUCCUGGCCUGCAUGUCGUGCACCUUCCUCCCCACCAGGAGCAUCCUGCGAUACCUCCGCUUCCACCUCAAGAGGACUCGGGAGCUCGCCCCCGGCUCGGAGAUGGAGCGCUACGCCGCCUUCGCCCUGGACGCCCUGAGGAAGACCCGGAGCCGGGAGAACGUCCCGUCGCUGGAGGAGAUCCGCUCCAUCGUGGCCCGGCAGGACAUGAGCACCACGGUUCACUGCCACGGAGGAGGCUCCUGCAGGAUCACCAUCAACUCGCACACCACGGCGGGAGAGGUGGUGGAGAAGCUGAUCCGGGGUCUGACCAUGGAGGACAGCCGCAACAUGUUCGCUCUGUUCGAGCACAGCGCCGCCGCAGAGAAGGCCAUCGAGAGCCGCACCGUGGUGGCCGACGUGCUCGCCAAGUUUGAAAAGCUUUCGGCGAGCCCGGACGAGCACAGCGCCGGGUGGAAGUUCUACUUCAAGCUUUACUGCUUCCUGGACACGGAGCGCGUCCCCCCGGACGGCGUGGAGUUCGCCUUCAUGUUCGAGCAGGCCCAUGAAGCCGUGAUCCGGGGUCGGUACCCGGGCCCCGAGGAGACCCUCCAGUUCCUGGCUGCCCUGCGGCUUCAGUACCUGCAGGGCGACCACAGCGCCCAGGCCGGUGACCCCGACAUGUCCCUGGUGUUCCCCAUGGCGCGGUUGCGGGCCCGCGUGCAGAACUCGGCCAGGACCUUCGCUCCCGGCUCCGGCUCGGGGACCGCGGAGAGGAAGCGCUCGAGCUUCCUGGAGGGAACGCUGAGGCGGAGCUUCCGGAGCGGCUCGCUGAGUCGGCAGAAGCUGGAGGAGGAGAACAGCCUGGAGGCGUGGCUGAGGGAGGAGGCGGCGGCGGUGAGGACCAGCGUGACGGACAAGUGGAGGAAGCUGCAGGGCAUGAGCCAGAACGCGGCCAUGGUCAAGUACAUGGCGGUGGCCAAGGAGUGGCCGGGCUACGGCUCCACGCUGUUCAACGUGGAGUGUCGUGACGGAGCGUUCCCGGCCGAGCUGUGGCUCGGCGUGAGCCGCGACGCCGUGUCGCUGUACCAGCGCGGCGAGCCGUGGCCCCUGGAGGUCUUCCCCUACGAACACAUCCUGUCCUUCGGAGCGCCGCUCGCCAACACCUACAGGAUCGCCGUGGAGGGCCGGGAACUCGUCUUUGAAACGCCCACGGUCAUGGACAUAGCCAAGCUGAUGAAGGCCUACAUCAGCAUGAUCGUGAAGAAGCGCUACAGUAACUGUCAGUCGGUCAGCAGCCACAGCAGCCAGUGCAGCGCCUGGUGAACAACGCCCUCUGACCCCUUGACCUCUGGAUGACCCUGACCGCUGUCGACGAACCGCGAGUCAUUGAGAACACGGAGAGGUCGGAACGUUGAAAAGGUUUCGACUGUUGUUGGAGUCCACGAGGGUUUCCCCCCCCCCCACACACACACACACACACACACACACACACACACACACACACACAACCUUUCCAUCACUUUUCUUCUGCGUUUUCAGCUUUUUUCAAAAGUUGUGCAACUGGACGCCGACUUCACGGCGAGCGCCGCUCUGUCAAUAAAUAAGUCCCAAAUGGUCAACGCCCGUUUUCCUUUUGAGCUGCAGGACUCGAGAAGCUAGAAGCACCAAAAUGAUCUUAUAUCACAAUGACCCCCCCCCCACACACACACACACACACAAGUGAAAAGCGCUUUGAAGUGGAGUCGAAGGAAACGCUGACGGGACGAUGUCGAUGUUUUCUUUUGAGGAAUAUAAAAUACCCAAAUAACAGAGAAAAUGAGCAAAUUCAACUUGUAAACUGUUUUCUCAGGCCAAAGAACAGCAGCUGUGUGUAUGUGUGUGUGUGUGUAUAAAUAACGCAACUGUA